UGAAAACGAAGACCAAGUUACUUGUGUGACAAUCAUUAAUCACUACACUGAUCGGUGAAAACGUAAACCUAUAGAGACAGAGAGAUCUGGAGUAAUGAUGAAGGAAUUGAAAAGUCGUAUUCAGUACGCAAUGUCGUGGAUUCGCCGGCAGCCGCCGAAAGUAAAGGCCUUUCUCGCUGUGGUUUCAGCAAUGACGGUCCUCGUCUUCCUCAGGGUGAUUGUCCAUGACAAAGAAUACCUUUUCUUGGCUUCCGAGGCCGUCCAUGCCACGGGAAUCUCCGUUCUUAUCUACAAGCUCACCAAGGAGAGGACUUGCGCUGGGUUAUCUCUCAAGACGCAGGAGCUCACGGCUUUGUAUCUCGGGGUUCGAUUGUAUUGUAGUUUUGUAAUGGAGUUUGGUCUUCACACGUUACUUGAUUCUGCUGCUUUCUUCACCACUCUUUGGGUCAUCUAUAUGAUCCGUCUCAAGCUUAGAGCUACGUACAUGGAGGACAAAGACAAUUUUGUAAUCUACUACGUUGUAGUCCCAUGUGUUGUUGUAUCUUUCCUCAUACACCCGUCAACACAUCACCACAUCAUAAACAGGCUCUUUUGGGCACUUUGUGUUUAUCUUGAAGCUGUUUCAGUUCUUCCCCAGCUAAGAGUCAUGCAGAACACUAAGAUCGUGGAACCAUUCACAGCACAUUACGUAUUCGCUUUGGGAAUCGCUAGGUUCUUGAAUUGUGCACACUGGAUCCUUGAGGUGUUGGAUACGAGAGGGGGUUUACUGACCGCAUUAGGGUAUGGAACCUAUGGACUAUGGCCUUUCAUGGUCAUUCUCUCUGAAAUCAUCCAAACCUUCAUUCUUGCAGAUUUCUGCUAUUACUAUGUUCAGAGUUUAAUGGGUGGACAGCUCGUCCUUCGUCUCCCGUCUGGUGUGGUCUAAGAAGCUUUGCAAAAUUGAUUGCUUUGAGCUUUCAGAGGUUUUCAUGAUUAUAGAUUUUGAGAUAUCUAAUUUAAUACGUUUGUUAGCAAAGAUGCAUUUACUAGAGUUAGUUUUCCAUAAUAAUGUUUAAUUCGGAUUUCAUUGGUGAUGACGCUUUGAGUCGGAGAUUAUAUAGUUUUUCACACGAAGCUUUGAGUUUAAAAUGAGAUGAAUAUCGCCAUAUUGUUCUCUAAAGUGUGAACUCCGUUUUGGCUGAUUGAGUGUAGAAAGUGCAGAGCCUGUGAAUACAGUUUAUUGGCUGAAACU
Brassica napus (rape) is the source of this 1231-nucleotide messenger RNA. Its product is annotated as ER lumen protein-retaining receptor erd-2.2-like. Lineage: Eukaryota; Viridiplantae; Streptophyta; Magnoliopsida; Brassicales; Brassicaceae. The transcript has 6 exons. Gene Ontology annotation, cellular component: membrane. The record is from RefSeq and is a predicted model, not a curated record. Gene Ontology annotation, molecular function: ER lumen protein retrieval receptor activity. Bases 95 to 925 code for a protein of 276 amino acids. Gene Ontology annotation, biological process: protein retention in ER lumen.